CAUACUCUUAUACUGAUAACAUACUCUUAUAACAAUAACAUAUUCAUACAACACACAUGCUCUCGGCCUCGCGCCUGCUCUCGCGGGCUUCCCGCGCCUUCUCUCUCGACCCCGACUCCUCUCCAAAAGCACACUCCGCAACAACACCGACGCGCACUUCCUCCCACCGCCGCAGCAGCAGCAUCGACCCUGAUACCCUCCGCUCAGACAAACGACAGCGAACUUCAUACACAAGAGAUGCAAAAGAUGUCGAGAGUAUACCACAGACACGCACUACAGACAGCACCACCAACGACGUCUUUGACGCACUCUUCACCGAACCCGCCGUCGACUCCGGCUCCCAGAUCGAACGCACGCGAACAGCAAUGCUCUGGCGCCUUUCCCACACAAAGCAGGAAAUCGCCCUCCUCGAGCAAGAGAUCCACAAACUCGAGCAGUCAGCUUCAGAACCUGCCUCGCUCUCCCCCCAGCACCUGCUAGUCAACCAACUCCUGACCUCAAACGACGCCGCCCUCACCGCCUCUGCCACCGCCUCUUCCUCUCUCGCGCUCGAUCUCCCUGCACUCGCCAACACCGCGAUCCCACACAUGCCGGCACCCGAGCUCGAUCUUGACCGUCUGCGCCGGUUCACAGGUCUCGAAAUCACCUCCGACGGCACAGAAGUCGAGUUUGCGUCCUACGAGCAGCCCCUCGAUGACCAGCAGGUCUUUGUUCGCACCGCCCGCCACUCCAUCUCAAUCACCCACCCUUCCUCUACAAUCUCAUUCUCACUAUCUCUCGUCGUCAACCAAUCCUCCCUCGAAGUCAUCUCCUUCUCCGUACUCGACAGCUCAAUCCGUCCCACAUGGGCCCGCGCCCCUCUGCAGCGCUGGAUAUCAAAUUUCUCCUCCACAGACGACGACUCGUUCCAGCAACUCGACAUCUCGUGCUUUUUAUUCGGCGUCGCCGAUAUGGCGCGCAUCACACAUACGCGCGCUCAAGUCUUUGCCAACAUCGCCCGUGCGUUUCCUCAUCUCGUGCAUAGCUCAAAGUAUACAAAACUGCGCGAGUCCCUUGAUGAUCUCACAUCCAAGCCUGAGCCUGACGAGGAGGAGGAGGAGGAGGAGGAGGAGGACUCUAACAAACUCAUCUCCGCAUCAGGGUUGAUUACUUGGCUGGGCGAGUCAACCCUCGUCGCUCAGCAAAGUCAGUCUAGUCUCCAACUCGUGGUGUCAUGGACAAUCGAGAUCGAAGACGUCACUGGCGAUGCUACGAGUAAUAUCACCGCCCGCGUCACCGUCCCAGAGAACUACAACAAACUGGAUGAUGCGCAGGCUUUAUUGAAGAUUCCAAACGUUUUUCAAACACUUGUACAAACACGGGGUGUUUUCAGAGCUACAAGUAUCAUUAUUCGCAAUCUAUUCGAAGAGUAAUAGCAAUAAGAGCA
Molecule: messenger RNA, 1426 nt
Organism: Myxozyma melibiosi
Lineage: Eukaryota; Fungi; Ascomycota; Lipomycetes; Lipomycetales; Lipomycetaceae
Exons: 2
Coding region: 57-1412 (451 amino acids)
Source: RefSeq, a predicted model, not a curated record